AUGAGCUGUCAUAUAUGCAAUUCGGCCCACUCCCGCUCGCCAUGCCUCUGUCCAACAUGUGCCCGCAACCGACUAUAUCAGCUUCGCGUGGAAACCGCUCGCAUUCUUCUGGAGAAGGAAUCCCUUGGACAACAGAUACGAGCCACGGUCGACCCGGAACCUGUGAAACGAAGUUCGCCGCGCGAAGACCCGACCGUCGAAAGAGACCACGAAUGCUCUCACUCCUGGAAUCUACAGACGACUUUCGAACAGCAAGCUGCUGCAUCUUUCAGGACCGAUGAAUUAUCCAAACAUAUCAGCAUCUUAAGGAAGGAGAUCCAGGCUCGAAAGACCGAUAUUGCGGAACGCAGGGCUUCAUUAACCCGCAAACGUUCUGAUGCCGAAUCAGCACAGUAUCAACUGGCAGAGCGGGAGACGACGGCUUUGACCGGCAUACAGAACACAAACAAAAGGGCAGAACAUAUUUGGCAUUCAUUGCACAGUAAAACGGCAGAGGCUCGAAUCUUUCUUUGUCGAGAAGCUGCCCACCUCUAUGGCCUUCGGCAAAAGCCACCGCGAAAGGGCAGUUCUCGCCAACGAUAUGUCCUCGGAGCAAACUUGGUAGUGGAUCUGAGAGAUAUGAACGGCGCUAGGGCUGCUGAGAUCUCGGCAUCCUUCGCGAACGUUGCCCAACUCCUUGUUCUUGUUUCUCACUAUCUCUCCCUCAGACUUCCCGCUGAAAUCACACUUCCUCAUCGCGAUUAUGCUACACCCACAAUUUUCGCUCCCAGUUCAUCAUAUGAUCUGCGUGAAAUGGCCGAUAAAGUUUCACCUUCUCAUCCUUCAACGCCCAGUCCAGUUGCAUCGCGAACGGCGGAAUCGCGCGUUCAGUCUCGUCCUCGGCCAUUGUCCAUCGACAAAUCACUUCAAAUACUAGCUAAAGAGGACCCCGGGACCUAUGCACUCUUCCUCGAGGGAGCGGCAUUGCUGGCCUGGGAUGUUGCAUGGCUUUGUCGGACCCAGGGAAUCAACAUAAAUUCCGACUCGUGGGAAGAAAUUUGCGAUAUCGGCAAAAGCAUGUACCAGUUCCUGGUUGCUCCGCCAGCUCAGCCAGCCUCGUUGACGCGGGCCUUUGCUAGUCGUGAUAUGCAAACUAAAGUGAAACACACCAAGGACUCUCCGCAAACUACCAUCCAACGCAGGAAAUCAUUUCCCAUACUUGGACAUUAUUCCCAUGCCACCGUUCACUCCUUCCUGGCAGCCUCCGAAGGCUCCGAGUUUGUGCGUACUUGGAAGCUACCCACACCCACAAAAAUAGCGGACAAGCUCAAGGCCACCCUUCUUGGGGAGAUGGCAAGUGCGGAAUGGGAGUUGUUGGAAGAGGUUGAAUGGGAUGAUGGAACGGCAAAGACGCAUCAAUCACCCAUCGUGCAAGACCUCGAUAUCCCCAAUUCGACUGCAGAACCUGCUCGAACCAACGAUGGGAGAAAGAACAGCCAAACCGCCCAAGGAGCCGAUGAUGCUCGUCGAUCGAAAGGCAAUAGUGGCUGGAUGAAGUUGAACAGUAGAUAG
Messenger RNA from Penicillium argentinense, 1551 nucleotides. Its product is annotated as Atg14 domain-containing protein. The transcript has 2 exons. Gene Ontology annotation, molecular function: SNARE binding. Gene Ontology annotation, cellular component: endosome; lytic vacuole. The record is from RefSeq and is a predicted model, not a curated record. NCBI's taxonomy places the organism in Eukaryota, Fungi, Ascomycota, Eurotiomycetes, Eurotiales, Aspergillaceae. The coding region runs from base 1 to 1551 and encodes 516 amino acids. Gene Ontology annotation, biological process: SNARE complex assembly.